This is a messenger RNA of Hyposmocoma kahamanoa, 478 nucleotides long. RefSeq lists its product as uncharacterized. NCBI's taxonomy places the organism in Eukaryota, Metazoa, Arthropoda, Insecta, Lepidoptera, Cosmopterigidae. Bases 2 to 415 code for a protein of 137 amino acids. The transcript has 3 exons. Gene Ontology annotation, molecular function: odorant binding. The record is from RefSeq and is a predicted model, not a curated record.
CAUGGCUUGUUGUAAAGCGCUGCCGCUGCCACUAUCACAGUUAAAAGGUGUACCAAUUGAGGAAUGUUUAGACGAAAUGAGAAAAUCACCAAAACCAGCUUCCGAUGGAAAUUGCGAGCUCGAACAAUGUAUAGGCUAUAAAAUGGGUUAUGUGACUGAAGAUGGGACUUUUAUAAAGAGUGCUAUAGAACCAUUUAUUGCUGACGCCUUCGGAAAGCGACCUGGACUAGUUGAGAAUAUCAAAAAGAAUUGCAUCAACGCUGAUGUUAAAGACUAUGGGUUUGAUCAUUUCUGUGAACUGAAGAAAUUCGAUCAAUGCCUACUAAUACAAUAUGCAAUGUCAUGCCCUGAAUUUGACAACCGUGGACGUUGCAGUGAAAUUAAAAGCCUCGCAGAAAAAUGUUAUGCUGAAUAAUAUGUUAUUGAAACUUCACUCAAUGGUUUAUUAAUACAUUUUGAAAUAUAUAAUACAUUUUGU